ACACAGUGUGACGUCAGCAGGAAUUCCACGCCUCUAACUUCUCAUAGUCGCGCGCUGUCCAAAGUGUAGCUAGAUGAUUAGCCAGGUUAGGAAGUUUUGGUGAAACGUUGAGAGAUUGAGGACUUGUUUCUUCUUUUCAAAAUUGCAUGUACUUUAGCUGUUUCUGCUGUUUUUUUUUCGUAAAGAGCUCGACGAUUGUUGAGUUAACGUUAAAAUAGCUAGUGACAACUUGGAUAGUUGGCUAACGUUACUCUAGCUUAUCGUUUUCUACUUCACACAUGCUAGUUUUGAAGGAAUCGCAUUCAGUUGGCUUUCUAAGAACAAUCGAAGAUAAUUGAGACCCAGGCAUUGGACAGGUUUUCAGAGAAUUUCACUUAAUUUGGUUGGGAUGAAGAUUUAUUGACCGUAGCGGGGCUUUUUGUGGACAUUUGUGACAGUCAACAGAUCCUUGAACAUGCAUGGGAUAAUGGCUGGUCAUCAAGGUGCAGCCCAGAACUGCAAAUCCGAGUCCAUCGUGACUCCAGAGAGAAGAAAAAGGACUGUUGAAGACUUCAACAAAUUCUGCAGUUUCGUACUUGCCUAUGCUGGAUAUAUGCCCUCACCUACAGAAGAAAGGCCUUGGUUUUCCAACUCAAAAUCUUCCAGCUCAAAUGUUCCAGGAGAGAAGGACCAUACAGACAUGCACACAAUCCAUACUUUCAUCCAGAAGUCUCAAAGCAAAAGGGCUAAGAACAGCUUUUAUCAGCACUCGGAAGGCGUUUCAGCGAAAAAGAUGCACCUGGAUGACCGCACAGAAAAUACUGAACAGAAGAGGGACCGAAAACAGAUUUCAUCGGAUACUUUAAGCAAAAAUGGAGACAAUGAUUCUGGUGUUGUGUUUGAAAAAAGGGCACGCAUCAAGCACAGCAAGAAAUAUAAAGAGGCCAAAGCGAGCCUGAAGAUCAACGGAUCAGUCAAAGUUGAAGGAGACUCCUUUCAGAUGGACAAUGCCACUGUGUCACGUGGCCUGCAGGAGCAAGACUGUGGUGGUUCCAAUGGAAUGGAGCUCAAGGAUGAGCAGCACAGGGAUGCAGAUAUGAGUUCCAGUGAGGGUGAAACGUGGGUUGCAGAUGAGGACAUCAUGGUGGAGACAGGUGAUGACUCGUGGGCCUUGAUCACCUGCUACUGUGGGAAGCCCUUUGCGGGCAGGCCGAUGAUCGAGUGCAACCAGUGUGGUGUGUGGGUGCACCUGUCAUGUGCCAAGAUAAAGAAAUCCAAUGUACCCGACAUAUUCUACUGCCACAAGUGCAGGAACUACCCACUUGAUAGAAAAUCCAUACCCAAGAUGGAUCAGUGAAGACAGCAUGGACUAAGUAAUCUUUGGUUUGAUUUAACAGCAGCAGGAGAGAAGGACUGUAACAUGAGUUCCUGGGUUUCAUUUUUUUAAGGAUUGGCCACAAUGUUGUGUUAUUAAAUUGCACCGUGUACCAGUGCAUCAUGAAUGAUUUGGAGUAUUACCAACGGUGGCAGAACUCUCACACUCAGCAACAUUGAGGACAUUUCCUUCCUCAAUAAAUCCUGCCAUGUACAGUGUGAUCUCAGCGCUGCACGUUUUGCCGUCAGACAGUCGAUUGCUUUGGAGUGUGCUAUAUUCUUUUUUUUCUUUCUUUUCCUUAGUGAAUUGUGUGGGUUUUAGUUUGCAUUUCAGUAUACUGCUUUAGAGAAUGUACUUCAGGUAUACCUGUACUAUGGCCCUAUGGAGCUAUCUGUCUUAUUGAGACAGACAUUAUAUUUUCCUAUCCAAGGGAUGCAUAUGUCACAAGAGACAAGUCUAGUGUUGUGAUGAAUUGAUGUAUUGAAUAUUUUGGUAUGACCUCCUAUGGCAAAUCAAUGGACAGGGAAGAAACUUUUAAGAAGUGGCAGAAAGGCCAACUUCUUGGUUGGUUCCUCAUUAAAAAGGUUGAAAUGAAAUUGUCCAUUAGAUGAGAAAUUCUUUCAAAUGUGUAGAUUGCCUUUGUCAUUUCUAGUUUCAGUUUGAGAAGUCUGUAAAUAAACCCUAGUGGAUGGUGAUCAUUUUGUUUGACAGUAUAGCCAAACCAAAGUGAAUACAAAUGCCUUGUGAAUAGCUUUACAGUUGUAAAAGUCCCCUGCCCCCCUGAAAAUGUCUUUAAAAUUAAAUAUUGCAGUAAUAAAGCAAAGG
This is a messenger RNA of Clupea harengus (Atlantic herring), 2179 nucleotides long. RefSeq names its product PHD finger protein 23B-like. The record is from RefSeq and is a predicted model, not a curated record. Gene Ontology annotation, cellular component: nucleus. Gene Ontology annotation, biological process: positive regulation of protein ubiquitination; negative regulation of autophagosome maturation; negative regulation of autophagosome assembly. Lineage: Eukaryota; Metazoa; Chordata; Actinopteri; Clupeiformes; Clupeidae.